AUGAGCAAAAUAAAAGGAACAAGAAGGGUUGAUGGUAUUAAAUUAAAUCCACCAUCUGUUGUUAAAGGAAAUAAAGAUGAUGUUUUAACAAUAAAAAGAAGAAUUAUUACAGCAAGUGUUAAACCACAAAAAGAAAUUAUUCCAACAUAUGAUAAUAUGUUAACUGUUUAUCAAACCGUUGGAACAAUAAGUUGGAGUAAUGUAUAUGAUGCAUUAGAGAAAAGAUGGAGUUUGUAUAGAUUGAUGUAUAAUGAAGAAACAAAUUCAGAAAAAAUUACACAAGAAUUAUCAGAAUUGGUUAAAGUGAAUGAAAAUAAUCGAUGGGAUGAUGAAGUGUCAUAUGCAUUAUUCUUUGCAUCAUUUUGUGAUUUUCAAAAUAAUGUUCGUUGUAAUAAAAAACUUGAAAAUUGGUUUGUUUUAUGUGAGAUGAGAGUGUAUCUUGCGCGAAUUGAAACUCUUUCAUUAGAAGCUUUAUCACAAUUUCUUGUUAAAUUUGGAUAUCAUCCACAACAAAUAACUGUUGAUGAAGAAGGAUUUUUGAAACAACAAAAUUAUUUUCAAGGACCAUUUAUCAAAGUUCCAUUUUUUGAAGCUGGAAAGAAUUUAAAAAAUCGACGAUUAUUAUUAUAUCAUGGAAGUGCAUUUAUUGAAAAGAAUGAAGUUAUUGAUAUGGUAAUUAUGAAAAAUAGAGAGAAAUUACAAGAACGUGUUAAAAAUAAUUAUAUUUCACCUGCAUUGGGAAAAGUUCCUUAUGAAUUAAAACCAAUAUUAGAAUAUUACCAAACAUUAGUUAUGAAAAUUACAGGACUUAAAACAGCAACAACAGGAUUUCAUGUUGAAACAUGUAGUAAGUCAUUUCUUAAAGAAAGUGGAAUUGAAUUAUUUCCACCAUGUAUGUAUUCAAUAUAUCGUAAAUUCCUUCAUGAUAAACAUUUAAAACACUUUGGAUUAUUACAACUUAUAAUGUUUCUUAAAGGUGUUGGAUUAUCAAUGGAAGAUUGUAAGAAAUUUUUUGAAGAAAUUGAACCAUUAAGUAAAGAAAGAAUUUAUAAUAUUGAACAUUCAUAUGGUAGAGCUGGUGCUAAAAUUGAUUAUACUGGAUAUGGAUGUAAUAAUUUAAUAAGUCAAAUUAGAAAUGCUGGAGAUUGUAAUGGAUGUAUGAUGACUACUAAAUCAUUUAAACAAGAAGAUAUUGAAGAUAAUCUUCUAAGUUUAAUGGAAUUAAAAGGAAUUGAUGAAAUUAAAAGAGAAGAAAUUUUACAAAGUGUUAUAGAUUUAAUUAUUUCUUAUCAACCAACACAUGCAUGUACUAAAUUCUUAUAUCUAUCACAAAAUAAACCAUUUGAUGAUGAAAUUCAAGAUAUUAUUCAUCCAAAUACUUAUUUUUUAAGGGCUAAACGACUUGUGAAUGAACAAAAUAGACAAUCAUUAGAGAAAUUAAUUACUGAUCUUGACCUUGAUAGUGUUGGUCAUCAACCAUCACAAGAAACUCCAAUGGAAGAAGAAAAACAAGAAGAAAUUAAACAAGAAGAAAUUAAACAAGAAGAAAUUAAACAAGAAGAAAAUAAAUAA
Entamoeba histolytica HM-1:IMSS is the source of this 1572-nucleotide messenger RNA. Its product is annotated as DNA primase large subunit, putative. Bases 1 to 1572 code for a protein of 523 amino acids. Gene Ontology annotation, biological process: DNA replication, synthesis of primer. The record is from RefSeq and is a predicted model, not a curated record. The transcript has a single exon. Gene Ontology annotation, cellular component: alpha DNA polymerase:primase complex. Lineage: Eukaryota; Evosea; Mastigamoebida; Endamoebidae.